UCUCGAAGGGGCGUUAUCCGAUCCUCGCACUUCAGCUGGAAACCCGACUGAUCGACCGCAGUGGCAACUUUUCAACAUAAUCGAUAUCGAUUUAAUAAAUAGGUGAACUUUUACUCGCGUCGCAGUAUGACAUUGUCACUCCAGCGUUCUCAAGAUUCGUAAAAAUUCGUGAAUAAAUGGCACUUCUGACAUGCUCUUGGUAUCUUCGUAUCCUAGCUGAUGCAAGUUGCAACCGAAUUUUGUACCACGUGGUUUUCGUGCCGGCUUGGCAAAUUACAGUGCAUACCAGUUGCUUGUGACACGCUGACGGUGCAGGAUGGCAAAACAGUUGGGGGACCGAAUCUUGGAGCACUUGGACGAGCAUGGCGUGACAAACUCACUGGAGCUAGCGGACGAGUUUCACGAGGAUCAUCAGAAGAUCAUAGGAGCUAUCAAGAGCCUGGAGGCGAUCGGUGACCUGAUCGUAGUAAAACCAGUCUCCAAGAAGAAAUGGGAGACUACAGCCGAAGGGCAAUACAUAAUAGAGCAUGGCAGCCAUGAAGCAGCUGUUUAUAAUGCUGUUCCCGCUGGAGGAAUAUCCCAGGCAGAACUCAUGAAAUCUGUGCCCUAUGUGAAAGUAGGAUUUUCCAAAGCGAUGGUUGCUGGGUGGAUUGAGCUGGAUAAAACUGGGAGUACUCCUAUCGUUCGUAAAAAGGUAUCGUCUAUUGAAGAUACUAUACGGACACAUCUGAAAGAUCUUGCAAAUAUCCCGGAGAAUAUUAAGACAGAAUAUAAGAAAAGAAAGCUUCUGCAAGAAGUAGUGAUUAAAAUUAUGCAUUUGGAAAAAGGACCGAAUUUUUCAACGAAGAUUGAAAAGCUAGAGGCGGACCUGACAUCAGAUCUAAUGUUGAAUGGUGCUUGGAAAAGCAAAAAGUUCAAACCGUACAAUUUUGAGGCUUUAGGUGCGGCGCUUCAAAUCGGACACUUGCAUCCACUGUUGAAAGUUCGCCAUGAAUUCAGGAAGAUCUUUCUGGAAAUGGGAUUCACAGAGAUGCCAGCAAAUAAUUACGUGGAGAGCUCCUUCUGGAACUUUGACGCUCUUUUCCAGCCGCAGCAACAUCCCGCUCGUGAUGCGCACGACACCUUUUUUAUUUCUGAACCACGCGUCAGCACAAAAUUCCCCAUGGAAUAUCUCGAAAAAGUAAAGACAGUGCACAGUAAGGGAGGGUAUGGGUCCCAAGGUUACAGAUACGACUGGAAAUUAGAAGAGGCACAGAAGAACCUGCUGCGCACCCACACGACCGCCGUUAGCGCGCGGAUGUUACAUAAACUCAUGCAAGAGGGAGAGUUCAAACCAGUGAAGUAUUUCAGUAUCGACAGGGUAUUCCGUAAUGAGACUCUGGACGCGACGCACCUCGCCGAGUUCCAUCAGAUCGAAGGCGUCGUCACUGAUUACGGUCUCACACUGGGCGAUCUUAUCGGUACCUUGUAUGAAUUCUUUAAGAAGCUCGGCAUCACUCAGCUUCAAUUCAAGCCCGCGUACAAUCCGUAUACUGAGCCAAGUAUGGAGAUAUUCUGCUAUCACAACGGUUUGAAGAAGUGGAUCGAGAUCGGCAACAGCGGCAUGUUUAGGCCGGAAUUGUUAUUGCCGAUGGAUUUACCGCCCGAUGUCAAUGUCAUUGGCUGGGGUCUGUCGUUGGAGAGGCCAACGAUGAUUAAAUACGGCUUGAACAAUAUACGUGACCUUGUUGGGCCAAAAGUAGACAUGGAAAUGGUUCACAACAAUCCUCUAUGUCGAUUAGAGAAAAUUAGUCGCCAAAUGACUUAUUUUCAACGAAAAUCACAAGAACAGGACGACAGAUCGAUUAGAGAGCAAUCGAGGCAAGAAGCGAAAGUCACGGCAAAGAAUGCAGAAAUCUUGCAGAAUCGUGCAGAAAAAUCGGAAUUUUCUAAGCAGAAGCUUAUCAUAUUUUGCGAUCCGAGUUAUCCAAUUUAUUUCCUCGAGUCUUUCUUACGUUUCAUAAGUCCACAUUUUACUGCUACCGUGUCAACACACGUACACUCUACAGUAACAAAUUUCCCUAAUGAACUUGCAAGUUUUUGUUCACAUUUUUCCAACGUUAACGCGGACGCGGACAUAUCUCUAAUUCUGAUUUGGAAGACUAUUGGGGUUGAUCCUGUUAUGGUGCCAUCCCAGGGAAUGUAUGAAAUUUGGGGGGUAAUAAAUAUCGCACGAUAUUUGAAUCGCCUAAUCGAGUCGGCUAAUGUCAACGUAUUAAAAUACGAACGAAAUGGCCCGUUUUAUGCUAAUGAGAUAGACUCUUAUUUAGAGAAAAUACAUUGUACUUUGUAUAAUGGGAAUGUUGGUACAUUGAAGAUUCGUAAAAAGUCACGUUACGUGAUGGGCGAUAAUAUCUCCAUAAUCGAUAUCAUUCUUGAAUCUAUUGACAAGUAUAAAGUAAAGAGAGAAAGUAUAAAGUAAAGUAGUUAUUUUGUGCAUACAAGUAAAACUUUUGUUUUUCAACAAAACCAUUUCAAAAUAUAUUGUUUUAAUAUGCUAGCAGUGACAGUGAUAAGUAACAUAAUCGCCUUUUUUAAAUUUAAAUAACGGUGUAUGCAUUAUUUAAUAUUUAUAUAUUUUUUGCAAAGAAAGAGAGAAAAUGUAAUAUUAUAUACAUACAUGUUUACGUCUACACAUAUAAGAAUAUUGUAACAUUAAGUUGCAUACACAUAUAUUGUAUAUUGGAAAUUUUUUUAAAUUAAUAAAAGCAAUUCAGUAUAUUUGAGAAUUAAAUUAAAACAUUUAAUUUGAAAAUGCAGACGGAUAUUUAAAAUAUUUCUGUUUGCCUGCAACUUAAGAAAUACAGAUUAUUGUUUUA
Messenger RNA from Ooceraea biroi (clonal raider ant), 2858 nucleotides. RefSeq names its product phenylalanine--tRNA ligase alpha subunit (gene alpha-PheRS). Gene Ontology annotation, cellular component: phenylalanine-tRNA ligase complex; cytoplasm; cytosol. The record is from RefSeq and is a predicted model, not a curated record. Lineage: Eukaryota; Metazoa; Arthropoda; Insecta; Hymenoptera; Formicidae. Gene Ontology annotation, molecular function: ATP binding; phenylalanine-tRNA ligase activity; tRNA binding. Gene Ontology annotation, biological process: phenylalanyl-tRNA aminoacylation.